CCUCCGCCGCCUCUGCCGCCCUCGUCCCGCAGGCACGGAUCCCUUGCACAGCAGCCUCGCUCCGACCCCUGGUCUCGGCGUCCCUGUGUCUCAGCGUCCCGGCUCCCGCAAGAUGACGCUCAAGGCGAGCGGGGGCGAGGGCGGGGGCAGCAUGCGCACCGCGCUCUCCGACCUCUACCUGGAGCACUUGCUGCAGAAGCGCAGCCGGCCCGAGGCCGUGAAGCACCAGUUGAAUGCCGUGACCGAGGACAUGUAUACCGAUGGGCCUGCUGCCCCGGGUAGCCCUACCCAGGCUAAGGGGCAGGAGAUGCGGAAGGUGCGACUCAUCCAGUUCGAGAAGGUCACCGAGGAGCCUAUGGGAAUCACACUGAAGCUGAACGAAAAGCAGUCCUGUACGGUGGCGAGGAUUCUUCAUGGCGGCAUGAUUCACAGACAAGGUUCCCUUCACGUGGGGGAUGAGAUCCUAGAAAUCAAUGGUACAAACGUGACCAAUCACUCGGUAGAUCAGCUGCAGAAGGCAAUGAAAGAAACCAAAGGAAUCAUCUCAUUAAAAGUAAUUCCCAACCAGCAAAACCGUCUUCCUGCAUUACAGAUGUUCAUGCGAGCGCAGUUCGACUACGACCCCAAAAAGGACAACCUGAUUCCUUGCAAGGAGGCGGGACUGAAGUUUGCUACUGGGGACAUCAUCCAGAUCAUCAACAAGGACGACAGUAACUGGUGGCAAGGGCGCGUGGAAGGCUCUUCCAAGGAGUCAGCAGGCCUGAUCCCGUCUCCUGAGCUGCAGGAAUGGAGGGUGGCGAGUAUGGCUCAGUCUGCUCCCAGUGAAGCCCCGAGCUGCAGCCCCUUCGGGAAGAAGAAGAAGUACAAAGACAAGUACCUGGCCAAGCACAGCGCAAUUUUUGACCAGUUGGAUGUCAUCUCCUACGAGGAAGUGGUUCGGCUCCCUGCGUUCAAAAGGAAGACCCUGGUGCUGAUCGGAGCCAGUGGCGUAGGUCGCAGCCAUAUUAAGAACGCCCUGCUCAGCCAGAACCCGGAGAAGUUUGAGUACCCAGCCCCGUAUACCACACGGCCGCCCAAGAAGAACGAGGAGGACGGAAAGGAGUACCACUUCAUCUCCACGGAGGAGAUGAGCAGGAGCAUCUCUGCCAACGAGUUCUUGGAGUUUGGCAGCUACCAGGGCAACAUGUUCGGCACCAAGUUUGAAACGGUGCACCGGAUCCACGAGCAGAACAAGAUCGCCAUUCUGGACAUCGAGCCGCAGACUCUCAAGAUUGUCCGGACAGCAGAACUGUCACCUUUCAUUGUGUUUAUCGCACCCACUGACCAGGGCACUCAGACGGAAGCCCUGCAGCAGCUGCAGAAGGACUCGGAGGCCAUCCGCAGCCAGUAUGCUCACUACUUUGACCUCUCCCUGGUCAACAAUGGCGUGGAUGAAAUCCUUAAGAAACUGCAAGAAGCCUUCGACCAAGCGUGCCGAUCUCCACAGUGGGUGCCCGUCUCCUGGGUUUACUAAGCUUGUAGAAAUGGGGCUCCCGUAUACUCUGCUCAGUAUCUGGAACUCCACUCCCCUCGCUUUAAGACAAACAGGGUCGCUCCAGCUAGUGUUGUGUCCGCUUCCAGCUCUAUGCAACUCUCCUAAUUAGGCCAGUGGGUGGCAGUCUUACUCCCAACUCUUCAAGGGCUCGGCUCCGGUUUUCCUGCUGCAUGGGGGCCCCACUGAUUUUUCCAAAGAAAUCUCUGGAAAUUGGGGCAGAAGCACGACCCAAAUGCAAAUGCUAAUCCAAGACGGUGCUCACGGCGAGAAAAAGCCUGGCCCCUGGCCCUCCGAAGCCUGCGCUCCUCCACCUGUAAUCAGUCUUUCCUCUGAAGAAAGCCUUUUUUUUACUGCCUUUCUAAAACGCCAAAAUGCAACAGCUGUGCAAUAGGAUGUCUGCUCUAGGAAAACCCUCAAAAAAGCAAUAAAGAGAUUACUGUGAAAAUGCC
Pipistrellus kuhlii (Kuhl's pipistrelle) is the source of this 1983-nucleotide messenger RNA. RefSeq names its product MAGUK p55 scaffold protein 1 (gene MPP1). The transcript is spliced from 12 exons. The coding region runs from base 113 to 1513 and encodes 466 amino acids. Gene Ontology annotation, molecular function: signaling receptor binding. Gene Ontology annotation, cellular component: cell-cell junction; plasma membrane. Lineage: Eukaryota; Metazoa; Chordata; Mammalia; Chiroptera; Vespertilionidae. The record is from RefSeq and is a predicted model, not a curated record.